Molecule: messenger RNA, 1510 nt
Organism: Pyrus x bretschneideri (Chinese white pear)
Lineage: Eukaryota; Viridiplantae; Streptophyta; Magnoliopsida; Rosales; Rosaceae
Product: zinc finger protein CONSTANS-LIKE 2
Exons: 2
Coding region: 72-1265 (397 amino acids)
Biological process (GO): regulation of flower development
Cellular component (GO): nucleus
Molecular function (GO): zinc ion binding; protein binding
Source: RefSeq, a predicted model, not a curated record
CACUCACAAGUCACAGGACUCACAACUCAAUUAUUACUCAAAAUUUUAGAGUCUGAGAAGUCGAGAGAGAGAUGUUGAAGGAAGAUCAGAGCAAUGGGACUGCUGCCAACAACAACUGGGCACGUGUUUGCGACACGUGCCGGGCAGCAGCUUGCACGGUGUUUUGUCGUGCAGACUCGGCGUACCUAUGCUCGGGCUGCGACGCCACCAUUCAUGCUGCUAAUUGUGUGGCGUCGCGUCAUGAGCGUGUGUGGGUAUGCGAGGCGUGCGAGCGUGCCCCAGCCGCUUUUCUGUGCAAAGCGGAUUCGGCUUCGCUUUGCACGGCCUGCGACGCGGACAUCCACUCUGCCAAUCCUCUGGCGAGGCGCCACCAGCGCGUGCCCAUCCUGCCUAUUUCUGGUUGCCCGUACGGCCCUCAGGCAAUUGAGCAUGGCAGGAUGAAGUUGGUGAGGUCCGCCACGGCGGAGAUGGAGGAUGGGUUUAUGAGCCAGGAAGGAGAUGAAACCAUUGAUGAGGAAGAUGAGGAUGAGGCAGCAUCAUGGUUGUUGCUCAACCCAGUGAAAAACAACAACAACAACAACACCACCACCACCACCACAAAGAACAAUGGGCUUUUCUUUGGAGUGGAGGUUGAUGAGUAUUUGGAUCUUGUGGAGUACAACUCAUGUGCUGAUCAGAAUAAUCAGUUCACUGAUCAUCAUCAGCAAGAACAGCAGCAGGAACAACAUUAUGGGGUCCCACACAAGAAUUAUGGAGGAGAUAGUGUUGUGCCAGUUCAUCAGUAUGGAGAAGUAGGGAAAGCCCACCAGAUGCAGCAGCUGCAGAAGCAAAGUUUUCAUCAGUUGGGUUUGGAGUAUGAGUCCUCAAAAGCUGCAUACAGUUACAAUGAUUCUCUAAGUCACAGUGUUUCUGUUUCAUCCAUGGAUGUUGGAGUUGUACCGAGUUCAACGAUGAUCGAUAUCUCAAUUUCGCACCCGAGAACUCCCAAAGGAACUAUUGACCUUUUCAGUGGAUCUUCCAUUCAAAUGCCAACCCAACUAAGUCCAAUGGACAGGGAGGCCAGGGUUCUCAGGUACAGAGAGAAGAAAAAGACGAGGAAGUUUGAGAAAACAAUCCGGUAUGCCUCAAGGAAGGCCUACGCGGAGACCAGACCCCGAAUCAAGGGCCGAUUUGCAAAGCGAACUGAAAUGGAAGUUGAAGUCGACCAAAUGUUCUCCACAACGCUGAUGGCGGAAAAUGGAUAUGGCAUUGUUCCAUCAUUCUAGUUACGACAUUCAAAAGAUGAAAGAUGACCCUAUCUCUUCAAAUAACACCUUGUGCUGGUUUUCAGUCAUAUCAAUUAAGUCUGCUACUGAUAUUUAGUGUAUCUUUUUCCAGUUUAGUUGGUCUAAAUUAUUGAGAUGUGUGAAGUGUGAUUGGUAAUUCUGUAUAUUGUUCUCAAUCUCCUUGCAACUUCAGUGUUGUAAAUGCAUUUACAUCUUUUUAACUAAAAAUUUAACAUUCUCAGAAA